CAGUCGCAAAUCAUCGAGUUAAACGUCGGUGGGGAGACGUUCACAACCACCUUGAGCACCCUGAAGAAAUAUCCACGGUCCAAGCUGGCCGAGAUGUUCGCCUCCGACCAGCCGAAGCCCCGGACGGACUCCGAAGGGAGGUACUUCAUAGACCGCCCCGGAACUUAUUUCAAAUAUAUUUUGGAAUACCUGCGCAGCAACCAGGUGCCCACGCAGUGCGUCCGGGAGGUGUACAAGGAAGCCUUGUUUUACGACAUCGAGCCCUUGGUCAAAGAGCUGGAGGACUCCCCGCAGAUCUUUGGCGAGCAGGUGGCUAGGAAGCAGUUCCUCGCCCGGGUGCCCCACUACACGGAGAACAUCGAGCUCAUGAUCCGCAUCGCCCGGGCCGAGGCGAUGGCCUCUCGCCAGUCCAGCAUCGUCGUGUGCGUGGUGAAGACCGAGGAGGACGUCGCCAGGUGCCAAGAUGUCCUCAACAGCCUGGACACGGACAAGAAGUCGGUGGUCAAGUUUGGCCCCUGGAAGGCCUCGCCAAGCAUCUCCGACUUGCUGGACUGCAUCAAGAUGGACGUGGAAGCCAGCGGUUAUAGAGUCGCCUUCCAGGCCUACGCGUGGGAGAAGGGCUUCCGCUUCAAAUCCAGCGAUUACUUCUAUAGAUUUUUGUUCACUUGGUGGUAAAAGAGAGUUCGUUGCUCAGCCUCUUUUUAUAACUGUCUUUCCAUCCGUAUGGG
Gekko japonicus is the source of this 728-nucleotide messenger RNA. RefSeq names its product potassium channel tetramerization domain containing 14 (gene KCTD14). Gene Ontology annotation, molecular function: protein binding. The transcript has a single exon. The record is from RefSeq and is a predicted model, not a curated record. Gene Ontology annotation, biological process: protein homooligomerization. The annotation marks the transcript as partial. NCBI's taxonomy places the organism in Eukaryota, Metazoa, Chordata, Lepidosauria, Squamata, Gekkonidae.